AUGGGCCUUAUGAACGGUGUACACACACCCUGUCCGCACGACAACCAAAUCGUACUGUCCAGUGGUAAAAAGUACACCGUCCCUGGAGGCAGCUCAACGUAUGGGGUUGCACAGGAAAGAUGCAGACGACAAGGCGGCAUCGUUGCGAUUCCAAGGGACGAAGAGGAACAACAGAACCUGGUGUUCCUAAAGAACUGCGUCAGCAGGGACGCUCAGUUUUGGCUUGGUAUGAGGAAGACAGAGGGUGUAUGGAGAGACGACAGGGGCACUGCACUGGGCAGUUUUACGAAAUGGGCGUCCGAGGAGCCACACGGAUCCAACUGUGCGCACAUCGUCUUCGGGAAUAAAGUGGGGGAACGACGAGACAAGUGGGCAGACUCAAACUGCCUCGCACAAUACCGCUACGUCUGCGAAAUACAGGAUGGUUGUCCAAUAUCAGACUACGUUCCCUUUAACGGAGUUUGCUACAAGAGCUUUGUGGAAAAGAAAACGCGUGACGAGGCUAAGCAGACGUGUGCGGCAGACGGAGGGAUUUUAGCCAUGCCGAAGGACAGUGCCACCAAUACUUUUCUCGCUAAUCUAGAAGAAGUAGUAUGGGGUCGCUGGUUAGGGCUGAUUGACAUAAACAGCGAUCAACGGUGGGCAUUUGAGGACGGCCAUGUCCUGACGUCAGCUGACUACUCCAACUGGCUCCCCGGUCAACCAGAUAACGGCCAGGGCGGCUGUGUCGGAUUUUGGCUGAAUGGAUCUUCAUGGGAUGAAAAAGACUGCAACAAGCUCAAGGGAUUCAUAUGUCAGAUAAAUAAAAGACCUAAGAAGUGGCGCAAUGACUGGCGUUGCGGGCAGGGCUACCCUGCCGCAGACGGUAACCCUGCUGAAUGCAACCCGGCAGGUAAUAGCCCAUGCUGCUCCCCGCACAAAUGGUGCGGCAAGACUGCGGCCCACUGUGACUGUCGGGACUGUGUCGACUACAGAAACAAAGGAUCCGGAUGCCCUAUUGGCUACUCGUACCUCGCACAUACCCGCCUGUGUUACCGUGCCUACGUUAGAUACAAUACCUACGAUGAGGCUUUAGCGAUCUGCCAAGCCGACGGCGGCACGCUGGCCAUGCCACGCGACAACAUGACCAACAACUUUCUCGUCGAGUUGAAGAACGCCGCAAACGAAAAAAUAUUGUUUUAUUUUGGACUUGACCGUAGGGAUGGCUUGUGGAGGUACGUAGAUGGCGGAGAGCUGAAUUACACCGACUGGGGUGAUGGAGAGCCGAAUAAUUGGCUUGGAAUUGAGGAAUGCGCAGAGUACUUCGCUGCAACCUGGAGACUUCCACGCAAGAGAAAUAAGUGGAACGACGGGGAUUGUUUAUCAAGGAAGGGUUUCAUAUGUGAAGCUGCUAUCUGCUGUGACAGCCCCGAAUUCAUGAACAGCCGGAUCACCGCUACCGACGGCUACUGUCAUGGCGACACCAUUCAGUUCUCUUGUAACCCUGGGUACGAGCUCGUCGGCAACUCCUCGGCCACCUGUAGAGAGGACAGAAGUUGGGACCGAGAGAUUCCGACUUGCCGACCCUGUACGCCCGGAGAGUUCGGACCCGACUGUACCGGCACCUGUCACUGUGCGAGUGGAGGUUCCGUGUGUGACGUCAUGACUGGAGUCUGCUCUAGUGGAAGUUGUGAAUCUGGGUGGAAGGGAAGCAACUGCCAGACAGUGUGCUCGCCCGUAGAGUUUGGACCCGACUGCAACGGCACCUGUCACUGUGCGAGUGUAGCUUCCGUGUGUGACGUCCGGACUGGAGUAUGCUCUAGUGGAGGGUGUGAGGCUGGGUGGAAGGGAAAUAAUUGUCAGACAGCUGAAACAUUAGGACUGUCCACUCCACACUCGGCGUUGAUUGCUGUAGUACCGUCUGUAGCAGUACUAGUGCUGGUUGUGGUAGCAGCGAUCCUGGGCUACCGAUGGAACCGUCUGAGAAACAGUCAAAACGACGAAGAACUUGAAGAAUUGACAGAGAUUACUUUUCAUUCCGAUCUGCUAGAAUCAGCUACCGAUCUGCAGACACUACCACUUGCUCCCCCUGUGCCACCUCGGCCCUCGUUCCUUACGUACGAGGUGAACCGGGCUGAUAUACAGCUGAAUGAACAAAUCGGCAGAGGCGCCUUCGGUACCGCCUUCCUUGCAUCUUUCAGGAGAGUUGUUGAUGGUCUUCCUACUGAACAAACAGUAGUGGUCAAAACUGACCAUGAAGACGCUGGGGAAGGGGAGAUAAAAGCUUUCAUAGCAGAGGUGGAUACCACUAUCAACUUGAGGCAGCAUAUUAACCUCCUUGGUCUAGUGGGCUGUUGUACCCUAUCACACCCUCCAUACCUAGUGACAGAGUACAUGCCCUACGGAGACCUCAAGGGCUUCCUACUGAAGUGCAGAAAGUUGGAAGAGAGGCUCCGAGAUAGCAUGUAUGACUUCAACGAGAUGAAAAUCUACCAGGUAGCACGACAGAUAGCUAAUGGAAUGAUCUACAUUUCCGAAUCCGGAUACGUGCAUGGUGAUCUGGCUGCUCGGAACAUCCUGGUGGGUGAGAGACUGGUGGUGAAGAUUGCAGAUUUCGGCCUGACAACAGAUAUCUACGAGCGAGGCUACCAGCGGCAGGAUGCGGAGCAGAAGAUUCCCCUGAGGUGGAUAGCGCCGGAAAGGUUGCUAAGGGAGGGACGCUACACAAGUAAGAGUGACGUUUGGUCCUUUGGAGUGGUGUUGUACGAGAUCGCUACGCUGGGGAACGUUCCGUACCCAGGCCUAGGCCGCACCCUCCUGGAGGAACUCCGCACAGGGUACCGGGAACCACGCCCUCCCGGCCUCCAACAAGACUUGUAUGACAUGAUGCUGCGGUGCUGGCAGUGGGACGAAGAUGAUCGCCCGGAGUUUACGGAACUUUACGAGGAGCUAGACGCUGUUGUAGAUUCAUUGGCAAUUGAUUAUGCCAAGGCAAAACCCUGAUGCAGCUACCAGGAUCCAGCAGCAGCAGCUCCUGAAAGCUCUUACGACAUCCCAAAGUUAGCCUCAAUGAGGCUGCAACUCAAUGUUACUGCAGACGUAGACAAGAUCAAAUUGGGAGUGGUAAUUAGUGAUAAACAUGAGUACAGUUUUACAUAGUUUCCUGAGUCAACAUAUGUGUAGAAUAGUGAUACCACAACUGUAUAUGAGGACGGCUCUGUUGAUCACAAUGAUGCUGAAGAUGAAAAGCCUCUUACAACAGAGGAACUUGUGUAAUGUGGUUAAUUAAGUUGUCCUCAAGCCAAAGAGAACCUUCUCUGAGCCCAGCAAAAUGCAAAUUAGUAUGAUAUGUCAUUAUCUAUAGUUGAAAUAUAAAUACAUCUAAGUAUAUAUCUCUAUAUGAAGAUCUCUCUCCCCCUCUGUCUCUCUCGAAUGCCAAUGUGAUUGUCUGUCAAUAAAGCAAAUAAGUGUGCUAAAUGCUAUAA
Branchiostoma floridae (Florida lancelet) is the source of this 3464-nucleotide messenger RNA. RefSeq lists its product as uncharacterized. Gene Ontology annotation, biological process: multicellular organism development; cell surface receptor protein tyrosine kinase signaling pathway; protein phosphorylation. The record is from RefSeq and is a predicted model, not a curated record. Gene Ontology annotation, molecular function: transmembrane receptor protein tyrosine kinase activity; ATP binding. Gene Ontology annotation, cellular component: signaling receptor complex. The transcript has 16 exons. The coding region runs from base 1 to 2982 and encodes 993 amino acids. Lineage: Eukaryota; Metazoa; Chordata; Leptocardii; Amphioxiformes; Branchiostomatidae.